This is a messenger RNA of Mustela erminea (ermine), 1012 nucleotides long. RefSeq lists its product as uncharacterized. The transcript is spliced from 5 exons. NCBI's taxonomy places the organism in Eukaryota, Metazoa, Chordata, Mammalia, Carnivora, Mustelidae. The record is from RefSeq and is a predicted model, not a curated record. Bases 188 to 1012 code for a protein of 274 amino acids.
UAGGCAGUAGGAAUUGGAGGGUGGCCCCUUGUCCAUAUGGUAGAAGUCAUUUGGAUGUCAGAGAGAGAAGACCAUCUACAAUUGAGGGGACUACACUCAGGAAAACUUCAUCUAUGAGAAGCGAAAGAAGGGAAAACCCCGGUUUGCCUGCGUGGCACCUCCCUCCUCUUGUUCAGAUGCUCAGUUUAUGCGGAGACCCCAGCAGCUGGGAUGUGGUCCCAGCCUAGAGACACCAUCCCGGCUUCUUGCAUCAGCCCACCCAGGGCUCCCAGCCUCCACCGACAUCGCUAAGGAAGCCUGCUCGCCAACACGGACUGGCGGGUGGAUUGGUGGAGGGCAGGUAUCAGAUGUUCAAGCUGACAGCAGUUUCCCACGGUGGGAAACCAGGGCGAAAGGCCGUGGAUUCCUGGCAUCGGCAGCCUACACAGACAUCAUGGCACUUUGGGAUACUCAACCUGGCUCCUCGGUUUGUAGUUCUCCUCAUCUGCUUCCUAGGACUCGGAUUCAAGUGCAAACCCCCUCUCUCAGCUUUCUGCUUAGAGUCUGGAACCUCUGGAGACCACCGCUCUCCCAACUAUUGCCAUCAUUUGUUGACUACAUCUCACGUGCCUUGUCCUGGGAAAAGAAAGCCCAGUGUGGUAGAACAAACACCCAAGAACUCUGGAGACCCCAUCAUUGCCAACAAGGAAUGCAAGAUGCCACGUCCAAAGUCGUCAGCCCCAGUUCUGUGCUGCUGUUGCCCACCAGCCCAGCAGCCUUCUUCUCUCUAGAUCUGAGCCCCCACACUAUAAACUGCCGCGAUUCUGGCCGCCUACAAAGGUCUACUGUGCCAUUUGGGAUACCCUACUAUGAAAAAGAAUCCUGUGCCAUGAGCGAGGCCCAGUGCAAUACAGCCCAAGUGACCAAGGCCCCAAAGAUCCUUGGAUAUUUGAAAAGGGAAGUGAAAGCAGGCUGCUACCCUCCAGGAAAGGAGAGACUGAGAUUCAGGGAUUCAUGGAGGUUCAUGGCUUGA